Molecule: messenger RNA, 1032 nt
Organism: Elgaria multicarinata webbii
Lineage: Eukaryota; Metazoa; Chordata; Lepidosauria; Squamata; Anguidae
Product: mas-related G-protein coupled receptor member H-like
Exons: 1
Coding region: 1-1032 (343 amino acids)
Biological process (GO): G protein-coupled receptor signaling pathway
Cellular component (GO): membrane
Molecular function (GO): G protein-coupled receptor activity
Source: RefSeq, a predicted model, not a curated record
AUGACCAAUCUGAGUGUGACAUCUCAAUCCUCCCAGGAUGCUAUACAAGAUUUUCUAAAACUAUACAAUCGGACAGAGUUCCCAAAUACAUAUUUUAGGCCUGAAGGUAUCAUUGUUGGGACUUUUGUUCUUUUUACAUCCUUUUUUGGACUUCUGGGGAAUGGAACAGUCAUCUGGCUUCUUGGCUUCCAAAUGAAAAGGAAUAGUUUUACCACCUACGUCCUGAACUUGGCUGUUGCAGACUUUGGGGUCCUCAUAGCAAUACCAUUAAAAGCAAUAGGUGAGGCUCUUAAAUCUCAGCCACAUAAAAAGUACGUUGGUUUGCAAUUGGCUCUUUUUUCUUCUUCUUUAAUAUUUUUCAUGCACACCACGAGUAAACUUCUACUAACAACAAUCAGUAUUGACAGAUGUGUGGCUGUCUUCUUCCCAAUUUGGCAUCGAUGCCAUCGGCCGAAAAAAAUACCCACCAUUUUGUGCACCCUCACGUGGGUUCUCGCUUUAAUUUUCUAUGGAAUUCAUUUGCUAGUUCUGUUUUUUUGCCAUGGCCUAUUAUUCCAGGUUAUUGUGAAUGUUCUGAUCUGUUAUCCACUGAUGGCUACUUCCACAGUGACCCUGCUUGUUAAAGCCUGCUCUAAAGGACACAAACUUAGGAGGACAAAGAGGUUAAUGGUAAUUCUGCUUACACUGUUAUUUUGCCUAAUCCUUGAUAUUCCAACAAAUCUCUAUGCUGUUUUUAGUUAUUCUUACUUUUCAAAUUGUUUUUUUCUCAAUAAAUUGUCCAAUUCUGAUUUUGGUUACCUAGAAUUAGUUCACAUGGAACUGAAUAUCUUGAAAUCCCAGUCACAUUUGCUUAUGACUUCUGAGACCAUUUCAUUUGUCUCUGUCUGUCUAAAUAGCAGUAUCAACCCAAUGCUUUAUUUAAUUGCUGGGAGAGGAAGGAAAGUUCAGUCCAGGGUAUCGAUGAGAGUUAGACUCCAGAGUGUUUUCACUGAUGAAGAAAGCCUCAGGAACGAAGGGGACCACCCAGUUUAA